This is a messenger RNA of Carya illinoinensis, 2449 nucleotides long. RefSeq names its product wall-associated receptor kinase-like 6. Gene Ontology annotation, cellular component: plasma membrane. The transcript has 3 exons. The coding region runs from base 76 to 2343 and encodes 755 amino acids. Lineage: Eukaryota; Viridiplantae; Streptophyta; Magnoliopsida; Fagales; Juglandaceae. The record is from RefSeq and is a predicted model, not a curated record. Gene Ontology annotation, molecular function: ATP binding; protein serine/threonine kinase activity; polysaccharide binding. Gene Ontology annotation, biological process: cell surface receptor signaling pathway; protein phosphorylation.
UAGUCUCUCUCGAGAGAGAACACGACUUGGCUUUACAAAUUCAUUUCAAAAUCAUCAUAGAAAGAGAUCUUGAUCAUGGAAUUGCAAAUGGUACUAUUUCGGAUGCUUGUGUUACUGAUCACGUGCUCGGUACUCAAUGCAUUCACGCGAGCAUCGAUCGUAAUAAACAGUUCAUGUCAAGAAGACUGUGGGAAUGUAAGCAUUCCAUACCCUUUUGGAAUCGGAAAUGGUUGCUACGUCGAUGAUUGGUUUGAGAUAGUCUGCAGAUCAUUGAAUGACUCUUAUGGUCUGGGAUUUCCAAAGCCCUUUUUGAAGAGGUUGAAUUACCUGGAGGUGUUGGAGAUUGACAUAGAUGAAGCUAGAGUUCGCGUCAACUAUCCCAUAUUUUCGACCUGUACCAAUGUCACGAACAGCGCAAAGAAUCUGGAGUUAGAGAAAAGUCCUUUCAACUUCUCCCCCGACAAAAACAGCUUCAUUGCCAUGGGUUGCAACAACUCUGCCCUCAUGUGGUCCAUUUUUCCCGAUGACUCGGUUUCAUAUGGUAUUGUGUGCCAUUCCCCUUGUGACAAAGCUCCAUUCACAAAUGGAAGUCAUUGCAACGCCACAAAUUGUUGCCAAACUACAAUUCCUUCUUAUCUCCAAGCAUUCUCUACAACUAUAGAGUCGAAAAGUUCCUACAAUUCUGGUAGUAGUGAGUGCAAGUAUGCAUUUUUGGUAGACCAGAAUUGGUUUGAGACCAAUUUCACAGAGCCGAAAUCAAAUAUGUCCGUUCCAGUGGUAUUGGACUGGGGGCUUGACAUUACUACUUUCCAUUCUCUUCCCAUACAGAAAAACUCGACGGCAAGGGAAUACAAGAACUCGACCUAUUCUUGUGAUACGUGGCCGAUAUUGCAAAACUUUAUUACCAUGUUUUGUUCUUGCGAGAGUGGCUACGAAGGAAAUCCAUAUCUUAUUGGAGGAUGUGGAGGUAAAUUUAUCUUUCGUACCAUAUCUUAUUCAAUCGAUUUAAUUCCUGAAAGCUUUUGUUUUGCAAGUCAACGUAGAAAGAUAUUGACGAAUGUGCAGACCGUGACCUCAACCAAUGUACAUAUGAAGAACACUGUAAAAAUACUGAAGGCGAUUACCGUUGUUCAAAUAGGUGUUAGCACAAGCCUUGGUGUAUUAUUUUUGAUUUUCAGUGGAUGGUGGUCAUACAAAGUGAUAAAGAAAAGGAUAAAGAUUAAAUGCAAUGAGAAGUUCUUCAAACGAAGACUACUGCUACAACAACAACUAUUUACAAAUAUGAACAGAGUCAAUGUUGAGAACACCAAAUUGUUUCAUUCAAAGGAAUUGAAGAAGGCCACUGAUCGUUUUACGAUAGAUAGAAUAAUUGGACGUGGUGGACAAGGCACCGUUUACAAAGGUAUGUUGGCUGAUGGAAGACUUGUUGCAAUAAAGAAGUCCAAUGUAAUAAAUGAAGAUAAAUUUCAAGAAUUCGUAAAUGAAGUCGUGAUUCUUUCACAAAUUAAUCACAGAAAUGUGGUUAAGCUACUUGGCUGCUGUUUGGAGAUGGAAGUUCCGCUUUUAGUUUAUGAAUUCAUUCCCAAUGGAACACUUGCCCAAUAUCUCAAUGGCCAAAAUGAGGAGUUUCCACCAACAUGGGAUAUGCGUUUUCGAAUUGCUAUAGAAGUUGCAGGGGCUCUUUUCUACAUGCAUUCAGCAGCUUCUUCACCCAUUUACCAUCGCGACAUUAAGUCUACAAACAUCCUCUUAGAUGAGAAGUAUAGAGCGAAAGUAGCAGAUUUCGGAAUUUCAAGAUUUGUUGCUAUUGGUCAAACUCAUCUAAGCACAAUAGUACAUGGAACAUUUGGAUAUGUAGACCCUGAGUAUUUUCAGUCAGGCCAAUUUACAGAUAAGAGUGACGUUUAUAGUUUUGGUGUUGUUCUUGCUGAGCUCUUAACUGGAGAAAAAGCUAUCUCAUCAUCAAGAACUAGAGAUACCAACAGUUUAGCUGCAUUUUUCGUUAGUUCAAUGGAAGGGAAUAAUUUAUUUGACAUCCUUGAUAAUCAAGUUUUGAAGGAAGCAGAAAAAGAAAAAGUAAUUGCAAUUGCAAACCUUGCUAAAAGAUGCUUGAACUUGAACAGAAACGAACGACCUUCAAUGAGAGAAGUUGCAAUGGAAUUGGAGGCCAACCAAAUGUCACCAAAAAUUUCUAACCCUCAAGAGAAAUACAGAGAGAUUGAAUAUGUCAGAACUGAAAUAUCCAAGCAAUAUGAUGUUGUUUCUAUAUCAACAACGUCAGGUAUGGAUGGUAUACUCACGACCUCAUCUUUAGAUUCACAACCAUUAAUAUUAUCUUCUUGAUCAUCAGGUGAUGUUACACCUUGAUUUGUGUUGUAUUGUUUGUUCAAUUUCAUCUUGUAAGCUCCAUAAUUUGCACUUUUCAUUGUUAUACAAAGAUAAUCUUAUA